Molecule: messenger RNA, 1488 nt
Organism: Pseudozyma hubeiensis SY62
Lineage: Eukaryota; Fungi; Basidiomycota; Ustilaginomycetes; Ustilaginales; Ustilaginaceae
Exons: 2
Coding region: 1-1488 (495 amino acids)
Source: RefSeq, a predicted model, not a curated record
AUGCGCUCGAGACUCUUGCGCAGACCCUAUUCCGAGUCUCGCUCGGACAAAGGCGACAUCCCAAUCAUGUCGAGUUCAAGCGCUAGCAAAAUCGCCUUUCUAGGCCUCAACGCCAUCCGACUGGUCUCUUUCGUCGUCAUCCUCCUCGUCUUUGCUACCCUGAUCAUGGGUUUAGUGGAGGACGUUCGCGACUAUUACAACGGUGCCAUCAUGGACGAAGCGGAAUCGGAAGACUGCGCAUAUGUCCCCGGCACAUCCAUCCCCAUGCAGACAUGGGGCAUCUUUUGGGUAGAGUUGCAUCGUGUGCUACUCUUGCUCGGCGUUGUAGCGCUCUUCUCUGCAGAGAUUAGCUGGUUUGGCAUCGCCAAGCUCGAACAUGCUGCUCAGGUUUGGUUCCCCGUUCUAAGCCGAACACGAGGUCUCGCGGUUCUUGGGGCAGUGCAUGUCGUCAUCGCAACCUCGAUGCUCAGCCAUUAUCUUGAUGAGUUCCCGCUUGUGGUCAGCUGGAUGUUGUUCGUCAUCGGCAUGCUGUACAUCUGCCUAGGACUUGCUUUCCAUCGCUAUUCGUUGAAGGAUGGCCGUAGCUUUUUCGCGUCGAAACGACAGCAAUUCGUCCGGGGCCAAGGUCGCGUGUAUCGUUCGUUGAUGCGUGAAAAGGACUACGGUGCCACCACUAGCACGCAAAAGCCCACCACGACGCUGCGCAAGCUCUUUAAGCGCAAAGGCGGGCAGGCUGUGUCGGUCCACGAAACGUUUCCUUCCCUCGAGACUUCGUCUCACAAGCAGGUGCUUGCAGAUCGAGCGAGGCGUACCGAGCAUCGCAGAAAGACCUCUAGCGUCGCCGUCGACAUGUCCAACGUCGAUGCGGACAGAACCUCCAUCACACGCGAUUUUGUCUGGAACGCGCGCGCCGGCGUAGUCCAUGAACGAGAUCCCAAUUCCAGCCUGUCUGGACAUCAUCACGACGACUCCCGGGAGAUGCGAAACGUCACCAACCAACGACGCGAUAGCGACGUGAGCCAUCAAUCUUGCAGUGGAGUCAGUAUUGCCAGCAGCACUCAGAUUCGAAUCGGUGGCUAUACUUCGACAGAGGCAGCUCGUGCCCGAGAACGGGCGAGGAGGCGACGCGCCGCAGGCAGCAACAACGAAACACACCAUCCACCUCCAUCGAAGAGCACGGGUCAGAGCAGCAAGAUUUCCAAGAUCAAGAGUGCCAAGCGACGCAGCAUGGCUCUCGUCCAUACAGCUCGAAACCGCCUGAGUGCCGGCACGGCUUCGGCACUAGCGGCGAGGAGGAGGAACGCAGCUGCUGCGAAAAGCAAAGGCAUCUCGAACGCGGAAACCGACAUCGUGAUAGAAUACAUCGACGACGAAGACACAGCUCCGCCAGUGCCGCCUCUCCCGGCUUAUCAUCAAGCGACACGACCGACCGAUGAGAUGGCGGAACUGCCUGUUGCGGCCCGCUUUGCGCGUGAUCAUGUAGUAUAG